AUGAGUUCAGAUCCUCUAAUUCUUGGGAGAGUGAUAGGAGAUGUAAUUGAUUAUUUCACCCCUAGCAUAAAAAUGUCUGUAAUUUACAACAACAAAGAAAUCUUCACUGGAUAUGAAGUACCCUUUCCUUGUACUGUUAAGACUAAGCCAAGGAUUCAGAUUCAAGGAGGAGACAUGAGGUCCCUCUUUACACUGAUCAUGAUAGACCCUGAUGUUCCUGGCCCAAGUGAUCCUUACAUGAAAGAACAUUUGCACUGGGUGGUGACAGACAUUCCAGGGACAACAGAUUCCACAUUUGGAAAAGAGUUGACAAGCUAUGAGAAACCAAAGCCUAAUAUUGGAAUCCAUAGAUAUGUGUUUGUCCUUUUCAAGCAAAAAAGGGGGAACAAGUACUCAAUUACUUGUCCUUUUUCAAGGGAUCACUUCAACACACGAAAUUUUGCUGAUCAAAAUGACCUUGGUGUCCCUGUUGCUGCUGCUUAUUUCAAUGCUAGAAGGGCAACGGCUCCUAGAAGACGUUAG
Messenger RNA from Lathyrus sativus (Indian pea), 522 nucleotides. The record is from the annotation of a GenBank genome assembly. Lineage: Eukaryota; Viridiplantae; Streptophyta; Magnoliopsida; Fabales; Fabaceae.